Dermochelys coriacea (leatherback sea turtle) is the source of this 1708-nucleotide messenger RNA. Its product is annotated as C-C chemokine receptor type 8-like. Lineage: Eukaryota; Metazoa; Chordata; Testudines; Dermochelyidae. Gene Ontology annotation, cellular component: membrane. Gene Ontology annotation, biological process: chemotaxis; G protein-coupled receptor signaling pathway; immune response. Gene Ontology annotation, molecular function: chemokine receptor activity. The record is from RefSeq and is a predicted model, not a curated record.
GUUGGGCAUCUAUACAUCACAAAUGCUCAUCAGUCUCCAUCACUAAGGGAAAAGACCAUUUGGACACAUCUGCGACAAAGGGAGGAAGACAAUACAAUAGAACAGAUACCAAACAAAGUCCUGCCUCCUUAGUCAAAGGUCUUAAAGAUGACUGUUACAAGCCCUUUCCCAAACACCACAGAAUAUAGCUAUCUGUAUGAUGAAGGUACCUCGCCUUGCAGUGAAGGCAAUGGUUUCAGCAGGUUUAAAUCACUGUUUCUUCCAAUAGUUUACUGCCUGGUGUUCUUCUGCCUAGUGGGAAAUGCCUUGGUCAUAUGUGUACUCUUGACUAGGAAGAAAGUCACCACCAUGACCGAUGUGUUUUUGCUCAACCUUGCAAUCUCUGACCUGCUCUUUGUUGUCCCCCUCCCAUUUCAAGCUCACGAGGCUUUAGAAGAAUGGAUUUUUGGAAAUGCAGUGUGUAAAAUAAUGGCUGGCAUUUACUAUAUAGGCUUUUACAGUAGCAUUUUCUUUAUAACCCUCAUGAGCAUAGACAGGUACAUAGCAAUCGUUCAUGCUGUCUAUGCUAUGAGAGUUCGGACAGCCACGUGUGGCAUAAUUAUAAGCUUACUCCUGUGGAUGACAGCUGGUUUGGCUGCCAUACCAAAUAUGGCAUUUACCCAAGAAGUGGAAAUUGAACAGUCUCUCAAGUGUGUCCCCAAAUAUCUUCCAGGCGAAGAGACCUGGCGAUUUUUCACUCAGUUUGAAGUCAACAUCUUGGGCCUUUUGAUCCCGCUCAGCAUCCUCAUUUAUGGCUACUCCCACAACCUGAAAAAUCUGCAGAGCUGCAAAAACCGGAACAAGAUCAAAGCCAUCAAGUUGAUUUUCAUCAUCGUAGUCAUCUUUUUCCUUUUCUGGGCUCCCUUCAACAUUGUGCUUUUUCUAGACUCUCUGCAGAACUUGCACAUCAUCAACGACUGUGAGACGAGCCAAAGGCUAGCACUGGACCUGCAGCUGACUGAAUCAAUCUCCUUCAUUCACUGCUGCCUGAACCCGGUGAUCUAUGCUUUUGCUGGCGAGAUCUUUAAAGCUCACCUUAAAAAAAUAUUUCAAACCUGCAUCCGUCACAUUUCUAGUAGCAAUUCAGCCAAUCAUUCUCACUCCUGGACCACUCAAGUGUUAGGUUAUUCUGAUAGUGACAGAGUUCUGUAAAAGCUUUCCCACUCCCUACCCAGGCAUACAUUCUACCUGCGUUCAUCUAAAUACAGUGAUUGCCCUAAAACGCUUAUGAGCAUUGACUUAGUCCAGGGUUCAACCUCCGCUGUUUAUUUUUUAGGGACAGAAGAAAGUUGGUCCUGAAUUCUGACUUCCAUUCCUUCAAAAAUUGCAGCAAUUCCUCCAAACACAUGGUGUGAAAACAUCCAUCUACCCACAUGCAGGGAUCCUAUCUAGAAAUUCACACCUGAGCAGAACAUGCCAUCACCAACAUGAUCUGACACCUUUGUGGACAAUGGAAAUCGGCAGUGAAUGAAGAGCACAUAGAAUUGCUGGACUCUUAAUGUCAAUGUUUCCAUAAUACUAUGUGUUGCCUAUGCUCAGUGUCUCUUCUUCCUCGUAGUAUUUUUCUGUUUUAAAUGUGUAUUUUUCUUGAAUAAAGCAAAAUGGCAUCUUUGUAUAACUGGCUUCCUGACAGUUUCCAUAGUUUAAAAAUCUGGGGGAAGUUUACGUA